UUACGUAUUCUUUAUUGAUUCUUAUAUCUUCUCUCUGAGUGCGAGACCACGCCAAGUUGACAUCGAGCCCAUGGACCAACCACUCCUCCACGCCCUUCUCCUCCUCGCCGCGCUGCCCCUCCUACCGGCUGCCGGCGCCCUCGCCCCCCCCGGCGUCUGCGUCGUCGGCAGCGGCAUCGGUGGCGCCUCGGUCGCGUAUUUCCUCAAACAGUAUACAUGCGUCGAAAAAGGCGGCCUUUGCCUCGACGACAUUAGGAUCUUCGAGCGGCGGGGCCGGGUAGGGGGACGUAUGGCCACGGUCACCAUCGGCGGGGAUACUUUCGAGGCCGGCGCCUCCAUAAUCCACCCCAAGAACCUCCACGCCCGCCGCUUCGCCUCCCUCCUCGGCCUCAACCAGAAGACCAAGGCCUCCAAGCUCGAUCCCAAAGCCAACGCCUCCUCCUCCUCCUCUUCGCCCGAUUCCUCUUGGUUUGGCGUGUGGGACGGCGAGCACUUCGUGUUCAAGACCCUCCCGCCUCCCUCCAGCUCCAGCUCGACAAUCUACCGCAAGAUCCACGAGCUUCUCAACUCGCUCCUCCUCUUCCGCCGCUAUGGCUUCUCUCUCCUCCGGAUGGAACGCUUCGUCAAGACAACGGUGGAAAGGUUCUUGCUUUACUACCAAGGCUUCGAGUCUCGUCCUGUUUUCGAGACGGUGGAAGACAUGCUCAAGUGGUCGAAUUUGUAUGGGCUUACUCGCCGGACUUUACAGGUGGAAUUGGCUGAUGCCGGGCUAUCUCCCCUGCUGAUAUCAGAACUUGUGACGGUAAUAACAAGAAUUAACUAUGGUCAGAAUGUGAGCAUCAGUGGAUUAGCUGGGGCUGUUUCCUUAGCUGGUUCUGAUUCAGGAUUGUGGUCAGUUGAUGGCGGCAAUUGGCAACUUGCUGCAGGGCUGGUUAAAUAUACCAAUGCCACAUUGUAUCUACAUGAAGAGAUAGAUUCAGUCUCCUAUUCUGGAAGCUAUUAUGUUCUCAAUUCUACAAAGGGAAAUUCUUACAAUUGCGAGGCCACAGUUAUUGCUACACCACUUGAUGAACUGAACAUCACCUUUGACCCUCCAGUUUUGGUUCCCAAUAGAAGGUUGCAACAUACAUUCACAACAUUCGUCCGAGGCCUCUUAAACCCUAACUAUUUUGGAGUGAAUUCUGCAUCAGAAAUUCCAAGCCUUGUUGGCACAGUUGAGCUUCCUGAUAUUCCAUUCUCCAGUAUUUCUGUUCUCAAGAAAUACAGUGAAGAAGACAUGACUUACAAAGUAUUCUCUCGUGCACCACUGGAAGAUGUUUUAUUGGAUCAAAUAUUCAGUACAAGGAAGGAAGUUAUCCGAAUAAAUUGGCCUGCUUAUCCUCAUUACGAAGCUCCAGAGGUUUUUGCACCAAUACUUUUGGAUGGGAUACACUUAUACUACAUAAAUUCCUUUGAGAGUGCUGCGAGUACUAUUGAGACCAGUGCUGUUGCAGCAGAGAAUGUUGCCCGGCUUAUCAUCUCAAGAUUUUCUGGAUUAUCAUCAACCACUCCAAGCAUAAGUUCUAUUUCUGAUCAAGAUAAUCUUCAUUUUGAUCUAUGAGGCACAGUGAAGUAUUUAUGCACACAAAAUAGAUUAUUGGCACAAUGGCACCAUUGAUUUGGAGGUGAGAGGUUUGCCAUCAGUUUCUUAGAUAUGGUGUUUCUUUGUAAAUUCAUCAUCUUGCUAUAUUUGGUACUAAACUAUGCAGCUAAGAACGUUGUUUUGCUGUACCAUACAGUGUAUAAAUGGUUGUAUUAAAGUUCUACGAGCAUUGGCAUAUGUACUGGUUUUACAUAGUAACAUCCUUUGUAAUCUUUGCAUGGAUACCAAAGAGAUGUUAGAUUGAUGCAUGAUGAGUCGAAACUUUUUCGUAUUAGAAGGAUAUCUACCAAGAUUUUCACAU
This is a messenger RNA of Elaeis guineensis (African oil palm), 1943 nucleotides long. Its product is annotated as farnesylcysteine lyase. Gene Ontology annotation, biological process: prenylcysteine catabolic process; prenylated protein catabolic process. Lineage: Eukaryota; Viridiplantae; Streptophyta; Magnoliopsida; Arecales; Arecaceae. Gene Ontology annotation, molecular function: prenylcysteine oxidase activity. The record is from RefSeq and is a predicted model, not a curated record.